AUGUUAUCUGAGCAAACUGUGGACGCCAAUCUCUGGUCGCAUGCCGCAUCUCAAGUGGAUUUCUGGUACAUUUUGGCCAUGACGCCGAAUCUCCGUGACGGUUUGCUUAUCCGUCUGCCCAUCGCCCUGCCUGCCAGACCCUUAAAGUUGUACUGGUUUAUUCAAAAUUGA
This is a messenger RNA of Protopolystoma xenopodis, 171 nucleotides long. Lineage: Eukaryota; Metazoa; Platyhelminthes; Monogenea; Polystomatidea; Polystomatidae. The record is from the annotation of a GenBank genome assembly.